UUAUCAUGGCGGAGGACGAAGAUGGUGUUUCGGAUAAAAAAACUCCCCAAAAUUCAAAUAACGCAGGUCCUUCUCAAGAAAAUGAACAAAAUGCUACAAAACCAGACUUAGGAAUCGAAGAAGCAAAAUAUAAUAGCAACGAAAAUGGUGCGUCUUCGCCGUCAGAAGCGCAAAGUUCGUCAUCAAAGUCGACGGGUGCUACCCGAAAGGAGGAUAAUCCGUUUUCAUUCCGGCACUUUUUGAAGCGGGACCUGUCGCUACCGGGCAAUUCGACGUACGAAAACACGGGCGCUCGGCCUAAAGUUUACGCGAACACAGUGCAACAUUCGCCGACCAAAAUAGACGUUCAUGCGGAGUCUAGGCGCGAGAAAUCUCGUCCGACCGACACACAAGCCAAAGAGAAGACUAGCGAUGGCAGCAACCAUCGCAUCAGUGAUAACACGUCUUCAAGUAGUUCCGUAGAAGUACCUUUUAGUGUAGUGGACAAUUCGGAGUCUAAGCAUAACUUUUACACGGACAAUUCCGACGCGCCGUUCCAUCCCAAGCCGAAAGUGGCCACCGAGCCUAUAGGAAUGCCGUCUCUCCCAGAUUUCGUCCAGGAUCACUUAAUAGUGGAGCAAGCGUACUUGAACCCCAACGGCCCUUUAUCUGUUGACUUGGACAAUUUACCGGACUUUACGAUUAAUACUAGUUUCAAUGCGGGUUCUACCUCCUCAUUGGGAAGGAGAAAUAAUAGCAGUUACAGCAAUAGGAAUAGCAGUUACAGCAAUAGAAAUAGCAGUUACAACAAUAGGAAUUAUGAUUAUGAUGUGUAUAAUAUGGGUGCUGCAUCAACUUCGAAUGAUUCGGGACCGUCUAGACGUGGCAUCCCGCUGGACUUGCCGGUGGGAGCGGAGGCAGCGGGGCCUGUGCCGCUGGACCUGCCCGCACACUUGAAUCUGGAUCUCACAGAGUCAGUGAACCCUGCUGACAGAAGGAAUCCUUCACCAAGAAGGAAUCUUUCACCAAGAAGGAAUCCUUCACCUAGAAGUACAUUUCCUUUGGACUUGCCACCUAAUGCAGGCGCGGAGUCGAUGCGCCUGCCGGACUUCCUGCCGGUGCACCCGGGGCGCACGUCGCCGGAGCCCGCGCACCACGAGGCGCAGUUGCAGCAGCUGCAGUCCGAUGUCCAGCGCCUCAGGUCUGAGCUAUUCGCGGAGCGCACCCGACGAGCCCGCGCGGAGAGCGAGGCGGCGACCGCGCUCGACGCCAUCGGCAGCUUGCGGCUGGAGCUCGACUCCACACGCGCCGCCUUACGGGAGGCCCGGAGAAGCGAUCGGAUGUAUGCGGCGCAGUUGGACGCGGCUGCUCAGAGCUUGGAAACUGGUGUGGACGGAGCUGCGAAUCGAGUGAGUGAAGCUGAGUUGACCAUUCAAAGGUUAAGAAGUCAAAUUAGGAAAUUAAAGGAGGAGCUGGCGCAUUCGCAGCGGGAGGAGCGCGCGGCGCGGGCGCUGCAGGCGCGCGUCGGCACCGACCUGCGCCGCGCCACCACCGUCGCCGACACCUCGCUCCGAGAACUGCUGGCCGGGCUCGAGCAGCUGAAAAAUCUUAGCACCACGCUGCAUCCCACGUGAGCACACUACAACACAUCCACACACGACACCCAUUGUCCACACUGUAACGCAUUUGUUCAACUUGUAAUUCCAUUAUACAUAAUGAAGUAUUCUCUUUUAGUACGCGACAUUUGUAUAAUAUUCACGAAAAUCAUAUUAUCAUAUUAUUAUAUUUAUCCUUCAUGAAAAUCCUUGGUUUUAUACACUCAACGAAUCAGUUCUAAGUCCUUACCCAAUAAAACGUCAUUCGUCUCCGUUACUCUUAACUGGAGUAAAAGAGCGCAAUACAUCCCAUCAAUAUCUUUGUAGAAAAGAACAGUAACCGCUUCUACAAGCGAUUCAUUGUAUGUACAAUAUAAUCUAAAAGUAUAAAAUGUAUAACGUAAUAGAAGUAUAGUAUUUCUUAUCGCUAGGGUUAUCUAAUGUGAAAAAUGUAUAAAAACAUGUCCUUGAAAAAAAUGCAAAUGCGUUACGCUUACCAUUAUAAAUGUACAUUAUAAAGAAAAUUUUCGUAAUCCUUAUUGAAUUGAUCUAUUUAUUUUCACGAAUAAAUUAAUAUUGAUUAUUUAACUUCUGGUUUGAGGCUGAAAUUAUCUUAGAUUUCACUUGAAGGUUAUCACAGCACGGUGUUUAGGUUAUAAGUUAUUCGAUAGUAUUAUUUCGAAGGGAAAUAAAGUCUGGUUGUUCAUUUCACAUGUAAAGGGCUAAAAUUUUACAACUGUUAAAUAACUUUUAUCUGCAGAAUAAAACCAGAGUAAAUACAAAUGAUUAGCGCUAAUCCACGCUAAAUUUUGUCAGUGCGCGCCGCAUACGUAUUGGCGCGCUCACAUACAAACCGCGCCCGGUGCGUUUCUAUGAAGAUAACCUACUCAUUUGUAUUUACUCUGAUAAAACUGUAGACUGGUUACUGACAAUGAUAUUUCUAUACAAAAACUGUUUUAAAAUAUGUCAAACUUGCAAUAAAAGUUAUCUGAUGAUUAAAAAAUAGGUCUUAAAAGAUUUUUCUACAUUGUGUUCUACUUUUCUACGUAAUUUUGCGUUUAAAAUGUAAAUGUUAUAAUAAAAACUGUUUAAUAUUGUAGUAUAUUGGCUUAAAUAUAAAUCCGAUCUUUUAAUGCUCGCACUCUGACAGUGUUUCUUCUCAAUUUUAACCCUGUAUAGAUGUUUUUUACUGGUACUCGACUUUAUGACGAGUGGAUAGGGUUCAAAAUUGUAUCAGUGUCUAAAACG
Ostrinia nubilalis (European corn borer) is the source of this 2822-nucleotide messenger RNA. Its product is annotated as dentin sialophosphoprotein-like. Bases 6 to 1613 code for a protein of 535 amino acids. The record is from RefSeq and is a predicted model, not a curated record. The transcript has 7 exons. NCBI's taxonomy places the organism in Eukaryota, Metazoa, Arthropoda, Insecta, Lepidoptera, Crambidae.